AAGAAAAAAAUGUGGAAUAUGAUGCUAAGAAGAUUAUUUAAUAAGACUUUUAUUAAGACUCAAAAAACGCAGAUCUACAAACAUUGGGAAUCAGGCGCAAUUACUUUUAAAAUAAAUAGUAUGUGUACUGAUACUAUGAAUUUAGAUUCCUUCUCUGUAGAAGAUGAGAAGAAAAUUCUCCAAGUAAUAAAUUCCAAAAGGAUGGAAGAUCUACUUCAGUAUUCCAUUACUAAGAAACGUGCAGAGAAUUUAGAAUGCCAUCGUGCAAAUAAUGGACCAUAUAAGUCAUUGGAAGAUUUAUUACAAGUUAAAGGUAUAAAUAACAACUGUCUACACAAGUUCUACAAGUCUAUCAUAUAUGGCAACAAAGGAACGCCUAAGAAAAUUACACGAGGCUUAAUUCUAACACCAAAAGCUAACGACCAGAAGGAUGUUAAUACAGUAUUAGGCGUAUACAUAGGGUCAGAUAUGAUAAGUUGGUCAUUGUUAAAUCGCGAUUGCGAAGUAUUACAAUGGAAUUACAAGUGUUUUCCACAAACUAAAUUAAAAGGGAACAUUCAUUCUUUACUUCAAAUAACAUUACCAAUAGCUGAAAAAUUACCAAAGGCUGAUCGAUAUGUACUGCAGGAUAUUGUUGGUAACAUAGGCCAUCAUAAGGGCCAAUCGGCUUAUCAGGCUUAUGUACAAGAAUCUGUGGUUAACGCUAUUAUUCUGUCAUAUUUGUCAACAUCAAAUAGUAAAUUUAACAAUAGCAUGGAAUUUAUAACAAAUAACAUCUUUAUAUUGCGCAAGCGUAUUUUACCAAAAAUCUAUGGACUCGUAGUUGAUAAGGAAAAUAUAGCUACAAAAUAUAUGAUGGACAAACUACUGCAAGAAAGCGAUAGAUUAAAGAAAACUAAAGAACGCUUGCCGAGCGUAUUAAUAAAUACAGAAUUAAAAAAUAUGUACAACACGCAAACUCCUAUCUAUCAAGAGCAAAUUAGUUGGUCUUUAUUGAUAGCGUUAGCUUUUCUAGAAUUGGUUGUACAUCAAAGAACUGAUAUGAUCCUUCGUAGUGAUAUAUAAAGUCCAUUACUUAUUGUUAUCUAAUAAUAUCAAGAGAAUUAUUAUGAUCGAUGAAUUUAUUUUGUAAGUUGAUAUUAUAUAUAAUCGUUAACAGAUAAAGAAUAUUUUUUUUGUAAAUUUCAAUUUUAGAAGGAAAGAUAAAUCUGAAGUUAUCAGUUAAAUUUGUAUCUUUAUAAUCGAGAAAGACACAUUGCCUCGACGCUUCAAAUUGUCCUUCCAAUAUGUAUGUUUGAUACAAAUAUAAAUAGAUAACACAAAAGGAUCUUAAAAAAGGAUAUGUAUAUAUUUAUAAAUUUCAGUAUGUGUAAGAUUAUCUAAUUCUGAAAUUUUACUAGAGUUUCCUAAGUAAUACAAAGAAUUGGCAAUUCUCGUAAUAGUCGAUUCAGGAAAUGUUGUAUUUCAUGAAAAUAAUUAUAUAAAAUUAUUGAUGAAAUUGUGAGAGAAAAAAUUAAGAAUACGCGUAAACCUGGGAGAAUUACCAACAAUAAUGACAAAAUACGAUAGAUAUCUUUUUAUACAGGUCCAUUCAUUUAUUAUAUCCUCACGUUUUAUCAUGCUAUCUAUUUAUACCAUGUGUUUAUUGUUGCUCGCUGCUCGGAUACAAACUCGCAUCGGUUUAUGUGAGAUUUUGUAUAGCAUAUUCCACGGCAUUUGCGACAAAAAUAGAAUUAUCCGAGCGAUGAUUCGCAAAACGAUGGAGCGAGUAUACGAGAGCAAGACGAUGAGCGGUGGCUGCCUCGUAGAUUUCAUACGAGAAGCUUCUUGAUGAAGUGAAUAUACAUCUUCAUACAUUCUGUACAUUUUGUACAAAAUUCUUUUCGUACUUGACAUACACGAUGCUCGACUCGUGAGAUACAGUUACGGGAGACAUUUAAACGCCGCUGCUUAAUUGAACAGUGAUUAAAAUGUGUGUAAAAAAAAAAAA
This is a messenger RNA of Camponotus floridanus (Florida carpenter ant), 1990 nucleotides long. Its product is annotated as transcription elongation factor, mitochondrial. Gene Ontology annotation, molecular function: DNA polymerase processivity factor activity. Gene Ontology annotation, cellular component: mitochondrial nucleoid. Lineage: Eukaryota; Metazoa; Arthropoda; Insecta; Hymenoptera; Formicidae. The transcript has 6 exons. The record is from RefSeq and is a predicted model, not a curated record. Gene Ontology annotation, biological process: transcription elongation by mitochondrial RNA polymerase; mitochondrial transcription. The coding region runs from base 10 to 1065 and encodes 351 amino acids.